AUGUCAGAGGAUAUCUCCGACGUACCGCCUCGCAAACGUCUUCGUACUGAACCCACACUCGAUCAGAAGUCUCUGAAACAGCCGUGCCUAUUUGCUCCGUUUCGUGCCCUCGGCUUCAUCACCAAUCAUGUACCAUUCCUCCUACAAACACGUUCUCACAAAGGAUCCACCGAAGGUCCGCGUAUACAUCUGGUGACAUGCUUAGGAAAGGCGUGGGCGAUGUGGGAGGGUGGAAAGAUGGGCCUACUCUUUGUAGGCCCUGACUUUCCUGAUCAAAUAAGCUAUAUGGCUAUGGAGGGAGAUGCCGUCUGGGCUGCGUGCGGGUCUCAACUCGUCAAGUACACGAGAGGGAGGGAGAUUGGAAGAGUCGUCAAUCCGUUAGGCACGAACAUAUCGUUUAUUACGAUAUUUGGACACCAACUAUUGGCCCUCACUGAAGACGGCGAGAAAAUGUUGGUGUGGGACACAGAAAACGAAGACUUGUUGGCCUCCAUGUCGUUUGAUCCAGGAUUUACAGCCACAAUGGUCCUCCAUCCUGCCACUUACCUCAACAAAGUGGUUGUUGGAAGUAGUCAAGGUAGCUUGCAGCUCUGGAAUAUUCGCACUCAAACCAAAAUCCACACAUUCCCAGUGACAUCUCUUCUGACCUUAGCGACCCAGCCAAAUCCUGCUUUCACAACCGCCGUGACCGCGCUUGUACAGUCUCCGGCCAUGGACGUGGUCGGCAUUGGAUUCUCUUGCGGAGACAUUUCGGUGUAUGACAUCAGAACUGAUGAGAGGCUAAUGAAGAUGGCCAUGCAGGACGGUGUGAGGGCAUUGUCCUUCCGCAACGAUGGACAGCCGAUUCUUGCGUCCGGUUCUUCUGCAGGUCACCUAGCACUGUGGGAUCUCAAUACUGGUGGACGUCUACUUCAUCUUGUACGUGGUGCGCAUGACGGUGCUGUCACCGCGGCAGAGUGGGUACCAGGCCAGCCUGUAUUGAUUACCUCCGGGGAGGAUAACAGCGUCAAGCAAUGGCUCUUCGACUCACCCACGGCUGCCCCUCGCCUCCUCAAGUACCGGUCUGGGCACCAUGCACCACCACAUUUGAUUAGGUAUUAUGGAGAAGACGGGAAGCAAUUGCUAACCGCGUCCAGGGACCGUAGUUUACGAUGCACCAGUGUGGUCCGAGACUCGAGAAGUUUUGAGCUCAGUCAGGGAUCCUUAGCGAAGAAGGCCACUAGCCUAUCCAUUCCUAUCGAGUCGUUAAAAUUCUCUCCCAUCAUUGCUCUCUCACAUUCUACCACACGAACCAAAGACUGGGACGACAUCCUCACGGCGCAUACGGACGAGACCUUCGCACGCACAUGGAGCAUGAAGGACAAGAAAGUAGGGAAACACACGUUCGGAUUCGCGACAGACAAGAAAGGGGCCGCCGUAGGUUCUGUUAAGGCAGUCUGUGUAUCGGCUUGUGGUAAUUUUGGCCUCGCGUCGACAUCAACAGGCGCUAUCCAUAUGUACAAUAUGCAGUCUGGCAUUCUACGCAAAUCAUUUAGUGUCGGUCCAUGUCCUUCAACAGUUUCGAGCAGAUUCCGCCCGCCAGGAACGACGAAGAAAAAACAAGCCGAACGACCUGUCGCAGGCUUGGCAAGUGAUGCUCUCAACACCGUAAUCAUCGCCAGUACACUGGAUGGAACAAUCAAUUUUUUCGACUUCCAUACCGCCAAGCUAGAGGACACCUUGGUUCUUUCCUCAGCAGUUGUUUCCAUUACAUUGCAACGCGAUAAUGGCCUCCUGGCUGUCAUAUGCGAUGACCUUGUGGUACGCGUUAUCGACAUUGAGACACGAAAGAUUGUCAGGGAGUUGGGCGGCUUCCGUGGUCGAGUGCUUGACCUUACGUUCUCCCCAGAUUCACGAUGGCUAGUGACAACCUCGCUGGACUCGAUAAUUCGGACCUUCGACAUACCUACAGGUCGUCUGAUUGAUGCUUUCCGGACGCCAAGUGUUGCGACCAGUGUAACAUUCUCUCCGACGAACGAUUUCUUGGCUACUGCACAUGUUGACAGCGUUGGAGUGUUCCUAUGGGCAAACCGGGCGCAGUAUUCAGAAGUCUCAUUCCGGAGCAUGACAGAUGUCGAUGACACCGUGGAUGUAUCUCUUCCAUCAAUGCAGGGUGUUGCCGAGGAUGAAGCGCUCGAAGCAAUGUCGUCGUUGACUCUUAACGCCGAUGAUGACACCGCCGAUGUCUUCAUCUCACCUCCGCAACUUGAUGGAGAUCUAGUAACCUUGACUUUACUACCUCGCUCACGGUGGCAAACUUUGCUGAAUCUUGAAGUUAUCCAGCAACGCAACAAACCAAAAGAACCUCCAAAAGAACCGGAGAAAGCACCGUUCUUCCUCCCUACAUUACCUGGAGUAGAACCGAGAUUUGCCGUGGAGACGAAACAGAACGAAUCGAAGAAGCCAACGAAACGCCUGCAGAAGGCUGCUGCCUCAUCUGAGAGCGUGUUCUACCAGAAACUAGCUGCAGAAGAUAGCAAUGGUGACUACGGCGAGUUCUUUAACUAUGCGAAAACACUGUCGCCAGCCGCCAUGGAUCUGGAGCUACGCUCUCUUGUCACCCUGGAUGCUUUGCGAACGUUCUUGAAUUGUCUGACGCGCCGCCUCCGUUCACAUCGUGACUUUGAAGCAGUGCAGACCUAUCAGAACGUGUUCCUCCGGAUGCACGGUGAUGUCUUCGCGGCAAAUCCUGAAUUGCAAGAGGAACUAAAGACCUUACAAGAGGUUCAGCGUAAGGAAAGCGAGAAGUUGUUGGAACUCCUUGCGUCGUCUCUGGGGACACUGAGCUUUAUUAGGGAUACACUCUGA
Sparassis crispa is the source of this 2847-nucleotide messenger RNA. RefSeq names its product U3 small nucleolar RNA-associated protein 21 homolog. The coding region runs from base 1 to 2847 and encodes 948 amino acids. Gene Ontology annotation, cellular component: Pwp2p-containing subcomplex of 90S preribosome; small-subunit processome. The transcript is spliced from 14 exons. Gene Ontology annotation, molecular function: protein binding. The record is from RefSeq and is a predicted model, not a curated record. Gene Ontology annotation, biological process: rRNA processing. Lineage: Eukaryota; Fungi; Basidiomycota; Agaricomycetes; Polyporales; Sparassidaceae.